Molecule: messenger RNA, 5496 nt
Organism: Calidris pugnax (ruff)
Lineage: Eukaryota; Metazoa; Chordata; Aves; Charadriiformes; Scolopacidae
Gene: MITF
Product: microphthalmia-associated transcription factor
Exons: 12
Coding region: 450-1874 (474 amino acids)
Biological process (GO): regulation of transcription by RNA polymerase II; melanocyte differentiation
Cellular component (GO): nucleus
Molecular function (GO): RNA polymerase II cis-regulatory region sequence-specific DNA binding; DNA-binding transcription factor activity, RNA polymerase II-specific; protein dimerization activity
Source: RefSeq, a predicted model, not a curated record
CCCUCUCCCAGCGGCGGCGGCGGCGACGAUGCAGGCGGAGUCGGGGAUCGUGCCGGACUUCGAGGUGGGCGAGGAGUUCCACGAGGAGCCCAAGACCUACUACGAGCUGAAGAGCCAGCCCCUCAAGAGCAGCUUGAGGCCUGCAUAAGCCCUGGUCAUCGGUGUCUUUGGGCUUCACCUGAAAAUGCACGUUUCAAAGAGGAUGUAGGAACGUCCAAGUGCAAGAGGAUGGAAGUACGGCAGGUGGCUGGAGAUCAAUCCUGCCGUCAGUAUUUCAUAGGGACGUUUCAGCUGAGGGAAGCAGCCGCAUUUGAGACGAUGUGGCAGUUCCCAUUUCUUGGAAGAACUGGAUUCAUCCUUCUUAAACGCUCCCCAAAAAAACGGUGGUCUAGUUUCACAGCAAUUCCGAGCAUCCUGGCGCUUCCAAGCCUCCCUUAAGCUCCUCCAGCAUGACCUCACGAAUCCUGCUACGCCAGCAGCUCAUGCGUGAGCAGAUGCAGGAGCAGGAGCGGCGGGAGCAGCAGCAGAAGCAGCAGGCAGCCCAGUUCAUGCAGCAGCGAGUGCCCGUCAGCCAGACACCUGCCAUCAACGUCAGCGUCCCCACCAGCCUGCCCCCCGCCACCCAGGUACCCAUGGAGGUCCUCAAGGUGCAGACUCACCUUGAGAAUCCAACCAAGUACCAUAUUCAGCAAGCCCAGCGGCAGCAGGUAAAGCAGUACCUCUCUACCACCCUAGCAAACAAACAUGCCAACCAGGCCCUGAGCUUGCCGUGCCCCAACCAGCCCGGUGAUCAUGUCAUGCCGCCUGGAACUGGAAGCAGCGCACCCAACAGCCCCAUGGCUAUGCUCACCCUCAACUCCAACUGUGAAAAAGAGGGAUUUUAUAAAUUUGAAGAGCAAAGCAGGGUUGAGAGUGAGUGCCCGGCUCUGAAUACACACUCACGAGCAUCAUGCAUGCAGAUGGAUGAUGUGAUUGAUGACAUAAUAAGUCUGGAAUCCAGUUACAAUGAAGAAAUCCUUGGCUUGAUGGAUCCAGCCCUGCAAAUGGCAAAUACGUUGCCUGUGUCUGGCAAUUUGAUUGAUCUUUAUGGCAACCAAAGCAUGCCUCCUCCGGGACUAAACAUCAGCAACUCAUGUCCAGCUAAUCUUCCUAAUAUAAAAAGGGAGCUCACAGCAUGUAUUUUUCCUACAGAGUCAGAAGCGAGAGCGUUGGCUAAGGAGAGGCAAAAGAAGGACAAUCACAACUUGAUUGAACGAAGAAGAAGAUUUAAUAUUAAUGACCGUAUAAAAGAACUAGGCACUUUGAUACCCAAGUCAAAUGACCCGGAUAUGCGCUGGAAUAAGGGAACUAUUCUGAAGGCAUCAGUGGACUAUAUCCGUAAGCUGCAGAGAGAACAGCAACGCACCAAGGAGCUUGAGAACAGGCAGAAGAAGUUGGAACACGCCAACAGGCACCUGCUGCUCAGAAUACAGGAGCUUGAGAUGCAAGCUCGGGCACACGGACUGUCCCUUGUUCCCUCUACGGGCCUUUGCUCCCCUGAUAUGGUCAACAGGGUCAUCAAACAAGAGCCCGUGCUGGACAACUGCAACCAAGACAUGAUGGCGCACCACACAGACCUGUCUUGCACUACCACCCUGGACCUCACUGACGGUACCAUCGCCUUCAGCGACAACCUCGGAAACGUGACUGAACCCACCGGCACUUACAGUGUUCCUGCAAAAAUGGGAUCCAAACUGGAAGAUAUCUUGAUGGACGAUACCCUCUCCCCCGUGGGAGUAACUGACCCCCUUCUUUCCUCUGUGUCCCCUGGAGCCUCCAAGACGAGUAGCAGGAGGAGCAGCGUGAGCAUGGAGGACACCGAUCACGCUUGUUAGCGUACACCCGGCACACCUUUCAUAAACUGCUUUGUUUCAUUGAUCAGUAGAUAAAAUAAUUUACCUUUUGUAGAAUUUUUUUUGAUUUAUUUUUUUUUUUCCCCUUGUGCUUCAUCAGUAGCCCAGUGUGUGUGCGUGUGUGUAUAUAUUAUAUAUAUAGGACUUUUUUUUUUUUUAGAAUUUUUGUGAAGAAACUUGUAUAUUCUAUUUUAAAACUACCAAUGCCUCCAAAAUAUUGUACAGCAUAUGUACAGUAUCUGUGAACUGGAUUCGCCAAGAACUUUGAACUGGUCAAAUCUACUCAAAGCAAUAGAAUUACAAAUGAAGAGUCUGUUUCUACUGGGGGGAGGGUGGGGGGGAAUCGCAGAAUUGUAAAUGCAACCUAUUUACUUGGAAACAAAAUGUAAAGUUAAAGAAUGUAAAGAAACAACGACAACAAGUCCAAUUUGUAAUUGUAUUAAUUGAAUAGUGCUGCCUUAAAGAUACAGUGUCCCUCAAACCUUGGUCUUUACAAGCUUUUAGGGAAAAAUUCCCGCCCUACUCCACCCAGAACACAAACCACAAAGGAAAAGUGUUAAGACACCCUGAUUGUGUUGAUUGGGAUAUAAAAUGCUGUUGCUGAAAACUGCAGGGAGAUGAGAGUCUCUUCUCUCAGAGUGCCCUUUAGUUUUACUCUGAGCUGAUUUGGGGUUUUCCGUUUGAUCAUGGUUCGAGUUUUUUCUCUUAGAUUUUUAUUUUGUUUUUUGUAACGCGCGGUGAUGGCUUUGCCAGCAGUAGGAGCAUUGUAAGUUGGUAUUCACUCUUUGGACAAAAAAAAAAAAAUCAAUAUAUUUUAUCAGCUGGGCACAUUAUGUUGUACAUAUCUAAUUGGCUUCCUUUUUUUUUUUUUAAAUUGCAUUGUACAGUACAUUUUGAUUUGCAUGGAUUCCUUAGUUAUCCUCAACUUUUUGUUUUAAAUAUAUUUGUAUUUCAUUUGUAAGAUUUUUGCCUCUUAAUAUUGCAACAAUUUUUUGACAUUUUUAAAACUCAUUGGAAGUUUUCCGCGUUCUUUGUAAACACUUGAAAGGAAGCUUUUAUGCAGGGUUCUGUGUUUUAAGAGAGAUUUUGAGAAUAUUUUGUAUAUUACAGUCUCACUUUGAAAAUGUUUUUAAACACAUUUAAGGUAGAGUACAAAUUUAGAUUAGGUAAUAAAACAACUCUGUAGAGAAACUGAACUUAUAUAUUUAUUUUUAGUGAUACAGAAAAAAGUAGUAACAUGCUUGGAAACAUAACUAUGUAGUUAAAUAUACCCGUUAUAGUAAUUUGUGUUUUAUUUCAGCACUGGGGCUGACUUAAGGAAAAAAAAAAAAGAAAAAAAAGAGUAAAUUACUGUAUCUGCAAAUAACUGUUACUUGAUAACAAGGUUAUUAAUUUUUAACAUGCAACAAUGUUGUAAAAGUAGUCGGGUGCAUUAUCUACUCAAGUGUAGUCCUAUGCAAUAACAGUAGUUCUACUUGUAUUAUUAUCAAGCCUAGGUGUUUCCCAGAGGCCACGUCUGGUGGUUGGAGCUGGAGAGGGACGGGAUGGAUGUCUCGGUGGCAGCCUACAGCUCGUUCAGAAUGAAGUGCCUUAAACUCUAGUUGUAGUCUUCCUCGACUAGCACUGACUGAAGUGUGGCAGAGGAGAGGAAAGAGCUUCGGGGUGAUGCUUGGUAGGACGGUGGAGUGUAGCGCGGUGCCUGUGUGUAGAAAAACAAGAGCUUCCCCUUCUCCUUUGUGCUACACUGGAAAAUGACGUAGGAGAAGCACGACGGUUGGUGACUGGAGUGCCAGUUUGGUGGGCUUUAUGAGGAAACCUUGGUCACUGCAGUUGGUGUUCAGAAAUCAAAUGUGAAUUGGGUGGUGGUGAUGGGAGAGCUGAGGACAAUGUGGGGAGCUCCCGUAGCCUGUGGCUUUCACCCCAGUGUUUCCCCACGGAAGGGGUCUUGAAGCACCCCUUGCCUGGCACCGCUGGUGGUGUGGGGCUCGGUGGGGAUGUAGCUUUCCAUCACAGUACUUUGGGGGCUGUGUUUGUGUCACUCUUUUUCUGUGGCUGUUGCUGGCUGCGUCUGGCCGUCUCCCUUUCCGCUUGAGCAGCGAGCUCUGUGUUAGCAUCCAUGCAACCACCGGCUUGUAAGCUGGUUUUUUUAUUAUUAUUAUUAUUUUUAUUUUUCAUUUUUUUGAAGGAGGAGCUGGAGCUAGAUUCUAAUGAUGCCUGUCCCCCCCCAGCACACCCCAGACAGCUGUUGGGAAUGUGUCUUUCCGAGGGUGGUGAAGCUCUGGCCUGGGGCAGGACCCAGGAGCCUGCAGGAUGCUCUGCAGCCGUGGUGGUCCUUGGGCAGGGAUGUUCCCUGCAGGGCAGCGUGUGCCAUAGGGAGCUCCGAGCAGAGGAGGUGGGUAUGGGAUCCUGGUGCUGCCGUUUGGUCUAAUAGAUAAAGAAAAUCAGGGCUGUAAAAUGCUUGUAGCUGUAACACGGGGCUGUGUUACCCUUCCCCGUGAAAAUGGGACAGCAUUGUGCAAAAUCAGGGUGCGCACGCUUGAGUGUAGUAACUGAAAACCACUGAAUAUAUUGAAUAAAGCUUUUUGGUUUGAUUGCCCACGCUGGGCAGCCAGAGAUUGAAGUCUAGACUGUGGUAUAUAAAUAUUUUUUUCAAGCUUACGUGAAACACUGGUACUCGCUGAGAGCCGUGACUUCUGAUUUUUUUGGCUACAUGCUGUGUGGAGAUGAAUUAGUUGUAUCAAGAGCUGGAUUUCUUGAUAAAAGUGGCUGGGAUGCGUGUUCCCCGUCUGUUGUGUGGCUGUGGGGGUAACACACGCCUCGGCUGUGCCUGGUUCAUUCCUCACCCCCUGUUCCCUUUGGCGACAGCCCUCCUCUGAGGUUGCCCACCCUGUGGGGACAGGCACGUUGAUGCUGCCGUGGGGACACCUCCAGGAGACAGGGACCUCCAGGUGGGUGCGGGCUGGAGAUGUGUUUGCCUUGUUUGCCCAUCGUGGAACGUGAGGCUGUGACGUUUUACAGGGGAUCGAUGACAGAGACAGCGAUUAGAGGCAGGGUUUGGCAGGAACUAGGUGGAGUGGGAUGGACAGAAGUGGUUGCCCGGUCUGAUGGUGUCCAGGGUGACACUGGGCUGGUGGUGGCUUCCCCGAGCGGGUGGACGGGAUACCUACCAGUUCUCACUUUGCCAAAGCCAUGCGACAAGCAGGAACGUGCAGAGUACCGUGAAGUUCUUCCUUACUGCUUUUGGCCUAUAAAGCAAUAUUUAACUCUUGCAACCUGUAAAAGCAAAAAGAAGGUACCUAAGGAAAGCACAAAGCACAAAAUAAUGCACUUAACAUUUAUGUUGUUUGACAUAAAAUGCACUGGGGGGGAAGCUGAUGUUGAUAAUAGUAUAAAUACCUAUAUUUCUUGAAAAAGUGACAUUAAUUACUGCCUCUUGCUAUGAUGCUUGGUACUGUAAUGUUGAUAUUCAUCUGCUGUUGACUGCAGCAAUAAUUUGUGUAUGGUCCAUAGCACUGUAAAUUAUGGAUCAAUAUUAAUGUAUCCAGUGAAAUAAUUUGAACUGUUGUUCUUGAUAGAUGGAUUAAAGCAUUUGGUUUUUCACAUA